Molecule: messenger RNA, 727 nt
Organism: Syngnathoides biaculeatus (alligator pipefish)
Lineage: Eukaryota; Metazoa; Chordata; Actinopteri; Syngnathiformes; Syngnathidae
Gene: rpl12
Product: ribosomal protein L12
Exons: 7
Coding region: 104-664 (186 amino acids)
Biological process (GO): translation
Cellular component (GO): cytosolic large ribosomal subunit; ribosome
Molecular function (GO): structural constituent of ribosome; large ribosomal subunit rRNA binding
Source: RefSeq, a predicted model, not a curated record
ACUCGCCACCAACAUGCCUCCCAAAUUUGACCCCGGCGAGAUUAAAAUUGGUACGUUUUCUUGUCAAAACGGUUUCUAAGCAGCCGCUUGUGUUACAGUCAAGAUGGCGUCUUCCGGCUUCCCACCGGCGCUAUUCCAACGGCCCCGUCGUGCUUGGCCACAUGGGAUAAGCUCGCUAGGCGCAAACUUGUACAUGAGGUGCACAGGGGGAGAGGUGGGUGCCACAUCAGCAUUGGCCCCCAAAAUUGGACCCCUUGGUCUGUCUCCCAAGAAAGUUGGUGAUGAUAUUGCCAAGGCCACCGGUGACUGGAAGGGGCUGAGGAUCACUGUGAAGCUGACUAUCCAGAACAGACAGGCAGCGAUUGAGGUGGUUCCCUCUGCCUCUGCUCUCAUCAUCAAAGCUCUGAAGGAGCCCCCUCGUGACAGGAAGAAGGUCAAGAACAUCAAACACAGUGGAAGUGUGACAUUUGAUGACAUUGUGGGUGUUGCUCGUAUCAUGCGGCCUCGUUCCAUUGCAAGAGAGAUGUCAGCCUCCAGCCACUGUACCGGUCUUGUCAGAGUGACUGAGUAUAAUCCAGUGGAGGCGCAGAUUGACCCACCUUUAGGAAACAGAGCUGUCCAAACUAAUGGACAACCCUGUGCCGAAAAGUCUGGAACACUGUGACUGGAAUGUGUUUUUCAUUAAAUGGAAGUGUGAAUUAUUUUUUUUAUUUAUUGGGGUAUAAAU